AUGUCAAAGAAUAUAGUGGCAGACAGCAAGGAUAUAACUUCAUCUGCAAAUAUGAGAAAUAAGGUUAAUCCCAACCAUCAGACAACUCAGGACAAUAUUUUGGAUUCUGAAGCUGUUCAUGAUCAUUCAGAAAGAGAAAUAACCCAGAUGAACCAUGAUGGACAGGAGUCUGAGGCAAAGUCACCAGGAAAACUCAGGCAAAUAUGUGCUUGUCCUCCUGAAGGCAUUAUUGCCACAAUAGUGACAAAUGUGGCAGCAGUAGCACUGGUCUGGGCCCUGAUCUGGUCCAUUACAAGCCAUGAGAGUCUUCCUGGUGGAAACAUCUUUGGAUUUCUAGUCCUCUACUGUUGUUCUGUAAGUGGAGGUCAACUUAUAGCACUAAUUAAAAUACCUCAUCUGCCUCCAUUUCCUCGCCUUCUUGGGAUGUUGCUUGCUGGAUUUCUCAUCCGAAAUAUUCCAUUCACUAAUAAGAUGAUCUACAUCAAUAUGAAAUGGGGAGCCACCUUGAGAAAUAUUGCCCUUUCAAUUAUUCUGGCCCUUGCUGGUCUUGGCCUUGAUUCAAAGGCUCUGAAUAAAUUAAAAACUGUCUGUUUCAGGCUAAGCUUGGGACCCUGCAUUGUUGAAGCAUGCUCAGCAGCUGUCUUGUCUCACUUUCUUAUAGGCCUGCCAUGGGAAUGGGGUUUUAUGUUAGGUUUUGUUCUAGGUGCUGUAUCUCCUGCCAUUGUUGUCCUUUCAAUGCUGAUGUUACAAGCCAGAGGAUAUGGUGUUGACAAAGGCAUCCCAACUUUACUAAUAGCUGCUGGCAGCCUGGAUGAUAUUGUAGCUAUUACAGGUUUCAACACCUUCUUAGGCAUAGCCUUUUCCACAGGCUCCACCCUGACUAGCAUCCUCCGUGGCUUAAUGGAAGUUGCAAUUGGUGCAGGAGCUGGGAGUCUUCUUGGAAUAUUUAUAUGGUACUUUCCAAGCAAGGAUCAGGCAUUUCUCAUAUGGAAAAGAGCAUUCUUUGUGCUUGGCCUAUCUGUGUUUACUCUUUUGAGCAGCAAGAAUUUUGGUUUCCCUGGAUCUGGAGGGCUCUGCACAAUUAUAUUGGCAUUUCUGGGUGGGAUGGCAUGGUCUGAUAAGAAGAAAGCAGUAGAAGAAAUAGUUGCAGUUGCAUGGCAUGUUUUUCAACCCUUUCUGUUUGGUUUAAUUGGAGCUGAAAUAUCUGUUGUCUCUCUUGGAGCUAGAAUGGUCGGACUUUGUUUGGCCACUCUGGCUUUGGCUUUAACAAUACGAGUUACUGCUACAUUUUUAUUGGUGACUGCCAGUGGCUUUGAUUUCAAGGAGAAAAUAUUUAUUGCAUUGGCAUGGAUUCCUAAAGCUACUGUACAGGCUGCAAUUGGUUCUGUUGCCUUAGAUGCAGCACGAAUUCGUCAUGAUGAAACCCUAGAGCAAUAUGGCCUAAACAUCUUGACAGUAGCUUUCCUAGCUAUUCUGAUCACAGCUCCAGCUGGAGCUCUAAUAAUUGGCCUGGCAGGGCCCAGACUUCUCCACAAGACUGAUAUAGGUAGUGAAGAAGAUGAGAAAAGAAAAGAAAGGCAAGCAACUUCACCAAUAUAG
Messenger RNA from Varanus komodoensis (Komodo dragon), 1599 nucleotides. RefSeq names its product sodium/hydrogen exchanger 9B2-like. Gene Ontology annotation, molecular function: antiporter activity. The coding region runs from base 1 to 1599 and encodes 532 amino acids. Gene Ontology annotation, cellular component: membrane. Gene Ontology annotation, biological process: proton transmembrane transport. The transcript is spliced from 11 exons. NCBI's taxonomy places the organism in Eukaryota, Metazoa, Chordata, Lepidosauria, Squamata, Varanidae. The record is from RefSeq and is a predicted model, not a curated record.